AUGGAUGCUGCUGAAGUUAAAUCAGGGGAUUACCCACCAAGACUUUACCCUGAAGGAUCUUCUAACCUAGAUGGUAAAGUUAUUAAUCACAAUUUCCAUCCAGGGCAUUUCCCCCAAGUUAGAGAAACAAUAGGACUUGAUGUGUGGGAAGAACUGACAGCUGCAAGUUAUAAAAAGGAGAUAUGGUGUCUCGUGGCUGAUGAGGCUAUAAGGUUUAGCUUGCUCGAGUUUGGUGAGAUCACUGGGCUAAACAAAGGUCCAUUGCCAACAGAAAAAUUUGAUCCUGACCAAUAUAACGAGUUUUGGGGGGAGUUGAAAGUGCCGCUUGGGAUGAGACCAAAGUUAGAUGCACUGAAGGCAGCAUUAGCGUUCUGUCCGCGUUGGAGUUUUGAAAAGCGCAAGUGGUUGGGGCUGCUACUUCUUCAAGCCAUGGGAGUCUAUUGUUUGCAUCACAAUUUAAGGAUACCCUUUCAAAGUGCAAUAAGGGUAUUCGAUGAUGAAACCAUGAGGUCGUAUCCAUGGGGUCGGACUGCAUACGAAGUUCUAAUUGACUCUAUUAAAACAUUGGCUCCAGAUGGAGGUUCAUACACAAUAAGCGGCAUGAAGGACGCGUUAUUGAUUUGGGCUUAUGAAUCCGUCACAUGCUUUGGUGAGAGUUUUGGGAGAGUGAUCAAUAACGAAGACGUUCUGCUUUUGCGAUGUGGUGGAAAGCGUACAUGUGCAAGCUUUGAUAAAUUGUUGUCUUCCGAAAUCGAAAAGCAUGGCGAGGUGCGUGUGAGGAGAAUGGUUUUGAAGGACUCAAUUGAAGAGAUGUUUCCUAUUUGGCCGGGUGAAGAUGACGACCCACAACUCGGGAAUGCAAAGGGGAAGGGGAAGGGGAAGGGUAAUGAGAAGAAGAGAAUGAAGGGUGGAGUUUCGUCAGAAGCUGAGCCACCCACUAAGAAGCAGAAGAAAGUUAAGACACAAAAUGAGUCUGAAGCUGAUGCAGCAGGAAAUGAGUCUGAAGCUGAUGCAGCGGGAAAGGGUUCUAGCGGGAAGGAAGGUAGCAAAGAGUUGGAGUUGGAGAACAAAGCGACUCUAACGACCAUUGUGAAUACUCUGGAUAUUACUUCCAGAAAAUUUGAUCAGGUUGACUCACGGUUGGAAGCUUACGAGUUAGAUCGGAACAGACCAUUGAUGGACCAAAAGACCAUUGAUGACAGGGUGAAUGCUUAA
This is a messenger RNA of Brassica napus (rape), 1215 nucleotides long. RefSeq lists its product as uncharacterized. Lineage: Eukaryota; Viridiplantae; Streptophyta; Magnoliopsida; Brassicales; Brassicaceae. The transcript is spliced from 4 exons. The record is from RefSeq and is a predicted model, not a curated record. Bases 1 to 1215 code for a protein of 404 amino acids.